CCAAAUGUUUAAAUUAGAAGAUAAUUAGAGAUAAAACCUCAUCUUCCCCAUUAUCAAACCCUAGCGCACACAGAGAGAGUAGAAAUGGAGAAAUACUUUGGAAACGCAUACAGAGGAGAUCCAGGGGUUCCACACUCGGGUCAAGAGAAGUUCCUCAGUAUAUGGAUCGGGUCAAUCGCAUUCUCCGCCAUCACGUGGUCGCAUCCAUACAUUUGGCAACUCUCCAAUCGAUACAAUUGGCAUGAUCACGCCAUGCUGUUUGAGCAGUACCAUUGGAAGAAGGCACUGCAGAAGAAACAGAAAUACAAAUUCUCGUGGAACGAGAACUGGAGCAGAGCAGCACGUGAUUCGUAUUACUUCAACUGGCCGGUUUACUUCCCUUAAGGUUUUCUUUUCUUGUAGCAAAAGAAGUCGAAAUCAUUUAGUAAUAUGGUCUGGACUCUGUUGUAAACCAUAAGAGACUGCUCUGGCCUCUCCUCGUUUGCUAAUAUAUAUGAACCCGAUAGCUGCAUGCACGCAGUACAUAAAAUGAUGAUGUUUUGAGUUUUGAUCCUCUCA
Molecule: messenger RNA, 558 nt
Organism: Helianthus annuus (common sunflower)
Lineage: Eukaryota; Viridiplantae; Streptophyta; Magnoliopsida; Asterales; Asteraceae
Exons: 3
Coding region: 85-384 (99 amino acids)
Source: RefSeq, a predicted model, not a curated record